Messenger RNA from Theobroma umbraticum, 375 nucleotides. Lineage: Eukaryota; Viridiplantae; Streptophyta; Magnoliopsida; Malvales; Malvaceae. The record is from RefSeq and is a predicted model, not a curated record.
AUGGAAGACUUGAGAUCCAAAUCAUGUGGCGAUGGAAGAAUGCAUCAUAUAGGGAGCUAUAGCGGACCCACUUCGUCGUUUAGGAACGGUAUCCACAGCAUGCAAGAUCUUAGGUGUUACAGUGCAUCCUAUGCCUCAGCAACGCGCCCUGGCCAGACCCAGAUGCCGAAUACGGAUGCUAAGUUCAAGAAAGGCAAGUCAACAAAGGGGUCUUCUUCAAAGAGCUGGAGUUUCAACGAUCCGGAGUUGAAGAGGAAGAAGAGGGUGGCUAGCUAUAAGGUUUACACUGUUGAAGGGAAGGUGAAAGGGUCUUUAAAGAAGAGUUUUAGGUGGCUCAAGGAUAGGUACACUAGGGUAGUUCAUGGAUGGUGGUAA